Sinocyclocheilus anshuiensis is the source of this 483-nucleotide messenger RNA. RefSeq names its product ras GTPase-activating protein-binding protein 1-like. The record is from RefSeq and is a predicted model, not a curated record. Gene Ontology annotation, cellular component: cytosol; ribonucleoprotein complex. Gene Ontology annotation, molecular function: mRNA binding. The annotation marks the transcript as partial. Lineage: Eukaryota; Metazoa; Chordata; Actinopteri; Cypriniformes; Cyprinidae. The transcript has 5 exons.
CAGUUGACCAAAGAAAUGGUGAUGGAGAAGCCAAGUGCCCAGCUUGUCGGGCGAGAGUUUGUCCGACAGUACUACACCCUGCUCAACCAGGCUCCUGACUACCUGCACAGGUUUUACGGCAAGAACUCGUCUUAUGUACACGGUGGUCUGGACAAUAAUGGCAAACCAGCUGAAGCGGUCUAUGGGCAGUCUGAAAUCCAUAAGAAGGUGAUGGCGCUGAGCUUCCGUGAUUGUCACACUAAGAUCAGGCAUGUCGAUGCUCACGCCACCCUGAACGAGGGAGUGGUGGUGCAAGUGUUGGGGGAGCUGUCCAAUAACAUGCAGCCUAUGAGGAAGUUCAUGCAGACAUUUGUUCUGGCACCUGAGGGAUCAGUUGCAAACAAGUUCUACGUACACAACGAUAUCUUCCGGUACCAGGAUGAGGUGUUUGGGGACUCGGACUCAGAACCUCCUGAGGAGUCUGAGGAGGAUGUGGAGGAGCUG